Molecule: messenger RNA, 846 nt
Organism: Penicillium olsonii
Lineage: Eukaryota; Fungi; Ascomycota; Eurotiomycetes; Eurotiales; Aspergillaceae
Source: the annotation of a GenBank genome assembly
AUGCUUUAUGUAUGGACCUCUGCUGCGGCCAAGAUAUCCAUCGCCCUUGCGCUUCUUAGAUUGACCGUCAAGAGAAGUCAUCGGAUCAUCCUAUGGUGCACCAGCACUGUCACAAUAUUGAUUGGACUUAUGUUCUGGUUAUUAUUGCUGUUCGACUGCCACCCUAUCUCCUUCUUCUGGCGGCAGGUGGACCGCACAAGCCAAGGCACCUGUCUUUCUAAAGCAGUGCUGCUCAAUUCCGCUUAUGUCUACAGCUCUCUUACAAUUUUGUGCGACCUAACAUUGGGGAUAUUGCCGGCAUUCCUGGUGUGGAGACUGCAGAUGAACUACCGGACGAAGUUCGCAGUAGGGGGGAUUUUCAGCCUCGGUGCACUCGCUAGCGUUGCAGUGGCUGGCCGGGUCCCAUUUUUGCGUUUUUAUUCCGAUCAAAACUUUCUUUACUCCACCUGGCAGAUCGCUAUCUGGUCUGUCAUCGAGACUGGCCUCGGCAUUACGGCGGGGAGUCUCAUCACACUCCGUCCGUUAUUCCGCUGGCUCCUCGAUGAGAAGAGCACUCCAUCUCAGGAUCCCCACCGCCAAGAACAUCAUUUGCGCGAGUAUCCACUGCGUCUCCUGAGCAGCGAUGGCUUGAAGGGUUCCCAAGACACGAGAUAUUGGCGCCCUGACAUUGACUUUGAUGACACCAAAAGCAUGAUGAUCACAGUGUCAUCGCCAAGGAGAAAGAAAUUCAGUCUCAGUAACACUAGUCAGGAAGCUUUGCAGGCAGAGCCAAGUCCGACAAUCUCGCCAAAUCAUGUUACUGUCCAAAAAACCUUCAUACAUGUUGUAUCGGAGCGACAGAAAUAG